GCCUAGUAUAAUAUAUAUAAAUAUAUAUAUAUAAUAUGUAAACUAUAUCUAGCUGUUAUCUAUCCUUGACGUGUAUGCUUGUUAUCUACUCUAGUAUCACCUCAACUAGAAGUUUUAUAUUUAUAACUUCUAGUUAAAAACAUGCACUCGUCUAGUAUAUACUCAUUCCCGUACACUCGUCCUUGCCAACACCCACAUACUCGUCCUUUCAGUCAAAAGUUAGCUUGUCAAUUCCAACAAGACAAGAACUAUGCUUUUUAUUCUAACAAUUAUUUGAAUAAUCGUCUAGUUUCCUCGGACUAUCCAGUGCAAUAUCGUCCGGAGCACUUCAGUUCUCCAACUCGUCCCUGUAGUUUAAGCCUGUACUAUGAUAAAAGACGAUGUGGUGGGAACUAUAUAAAGUAUGCUGACUAUAGAAACCCAGUUCAGCAGAAUGUUGAAGUUUUCACGAUGAUGCAGCUGGUUCCGAAUUCUUCUCCUCUUUCUUCUCUAGACUCUGACUUAGAUUUUGAUCUUGAUCUACUAGACUGCCAGGUUCCAAGCCCCUGUCCGCCUUCUCCACUCAGUAUCCUUUCCCCAACCAUGUUUUCCCCUGAGGGAAAGGACCACUACGCACUUUCCCCACAGGGAAACUACACUUGUUCCCCCUCCCCUCGAAGAUAUCCCUCCCCCUCCCCCUCCUCGAUGUCGGGCCCCUACUCCCCAGCAGGCAGACAAAGAAGAAUAUCUUCUACGCUACUGGAGGCUGAGGAGCUUGGGGAUAUAAACAUGCAGGAUUCUCUACUUGAAUUUAGAGAACUCCAAGACAAGAUCAAGAAAGAACAAGAGAACCUUCUAGAUUCAAGGUUCGACACUUUCUCCACUACAGAUUUCUCAAAUCCUUUCUCAGCACCUUCUCAAACCGUGGAGUUCGGGGCUCCCAUCAAAUUGGAACCGUUUGAAUGUCUAAGAAAAGAUGAUUCAGGAACGAACACAGAUCUAGUUAGUUCUCAUCCAGUACUGAAACAGUACUUGGAGGACAUGUCCUUCCAGUCCAGGUUCAACCUCACCACACAACCUUUUCAGUUUGUUCCGGAGACACGAGUUAUAGAUUCAGGAGGUAAAACCAAGAUGGCGGCUUCUGAAGCGCAGCUGACAAUACCGCGUCAGAUUAAUUCACCCCGAAGUUCGAUUGCGGAAGAUUCCGGCCGGGUUGAGACUGAACUUAUGGAUGAUGUGAAACCGGUUCUGGAAAUCACCGAACAUCAAGUCAAACCGGUUUUAGAACUAGCAGUUGAGCAGGUCAAGAUGGAUAUUGAGACGACAUGCGAGAUUCUUGGAAUCACUAAAGACCCUGGAAGUUGGUCUGCAGCUAGUGUAAAGAGCUGGUUGCUCUGGACCCUACAACAGUUCUGUAUUCCUCUAUCAACAGUAGAUAUGGAGAACUGGAACCUGGACGGAAACCAGAUGAUAAAUAUGAACCAGUCCGAGUUCAAGGCUAGAAUACCGCAGGGAGGUGAAACAGUUUACGCUCAGUUUGAUCUAUGGAGGUCGAACUGGUAUGCUAGUAUGGAUAUGGAUGUCCAGGGAGGUCUGGAGGGGGGUCUACAGGGAGGUCUAGAAGAGAGCUAUGGACCUCCUCCUCCAUACCCAGAAUAUUCACAGUUUUCUGACGUUAACUACCUUUUUCAGUGUAUGGAUAAUGAGCCUCCUCCCUCACCUUGCUCAGCGGUAUCUCCUCCUUAUACCCUAGAUAUUUCCCCUUCCUCUCCUUAUACUUUCUCCUCACAGCCCUACUCAUCCUCCACCACCUCCUUCACCUCAUCCACCACCUCCUUCUCAACAUCCACCAGCACCUUCUCCUCCUCCAGCACCGCCUUCUCCUCCCCUGCCACCUCCUACCCUUCCUUCUCCUCCCCUCCUCCCUACCCAGGAACACCUACCUUUCCGCUUACUGAGGAGGACGAAGAUACAGAUGAGGAUGCUGAGAAGGGAUCUCCGUGUACCGGAAGAUCUCCAACAAACAUUCAUCUCUGGCAAUUCGUUAAGGUAAACAAUUCCAAAAAAAUUGUAUACACUUAAACAAUUCAAAACAAU
Molecule: messenger RNA, 2076 nt
Organism: Eurytemora carolleeae
Lineage: Eukaryota; Metazoa; Arthropoda; Copepoda; Calanoida; Temoridae
Exons: 8
Coding region: 142-2061 (639 amino acids)
Molecular function (GO): sequence-specific DNA binding
Source: RefSeq, a predicted model, not a curated record